CCCCGCGCCCGCCCUUGUUAGCAGGCGCCUCCCGCCCCCCGCAUUGCUGAUGCUGCUGCUGGCAGACAUGGACGUGGUGAAUCAGCUGGUGGCCGGGGGUCAGUUCCGGGUGGUCAAGGAGCCCCUUGGCUUCGUGAAGGUGCUGCAAUGGGUCUUUGCCAUCUUCGCCUUUGCCACAUGCGGCAGUUAUACCGGGGAGCUCCGGCUGAGCGUGGAGUGUGCCAACAAAUCAGAGAGUGACCUCAGCAUCGAGGUUGAAUUCGAGUACCCCUUCAGGCUGCACCAAGUGUACUUUGAUGCACCCACCUGCCGAGGGGACACUGAGAAAAUCUUCCUGGUGGGGGACUACUCUUCAUCGGCCGAAUUCUUUGUCACCGUGGCUGUGUUUGCCUUUCUGUACUCCAUGGGGGCUCUGGCCACGUACAUCUUCCUGCAGAAUAAGUACCGAGAGAACAACAAAGGACCCAUGAUGGACUUCCUGGCCACGGCAGUGUUCGCCUUCAUGUGGCUGGUUAGCUCAUCAGCAUGGGCCAAGGGACUGUCAGACGUGAAGAUGGCCACUGACCCAGACAACAUUAUCAAAGGGAUGUCUGUCUGCCACCAGACAGGGAAUACGUGCAAGGAGCUGAGGGACCCUGUGACCUCUGGCCUCAACACUUCAGUGGUGUUCGGCUUUCUGAACCUGGUGCUCUGGGUCGGCAACCUGUGGUUCGUGUUCAAGGAGACAGGCUGGGCUGCCCCAUUCAUGCGCGCACCUCCCGGCGCCCCCGAGAAGCAACCAGCGCCCGGUGACGCCUAUGGCGAGGCGGGCUACGGGCAGGGCCCCGGCGGGUACGGGCCCCAGGACUCCUACGGGCCCCAGGGCGGCUACCAACCCGACUACGGGCAGCCCGCCGGCGGCGGUGGCGGCGGCUAUGGGCCUCAGGGAGACUACGGGCAGCAAGGCUAUGGCCCUCAGGGUGCGCCCACCUCCUUCUCCAAUCAGAUGUAGUCUGGUCAGUGCAGCCCGGGAGGACCCCAUGGGCGGGCAAGAGCUCAGAAGCCCUGCCCCCCUUUCUACCCCUACACCCCAGGUCUCCGCCCCUCAAGCCAGGAGACUCUAACUCUCUUUGCUGUUUAUAUAUAUAUAUAUUAUAUAUAAAUAUCUAUUUAUCUGUCUGAGCCCUGCCCCCACUCCACACCCCUCAUGCAUUAGGGGCCUGACCUUGAGUGGGCCCCUCUCCUAAUCCCACCCCUUCCUUUGCAUCCCUUGGCCCCUCUCUGUUCCCUGGCCCUGUGCCCUGAGGUUGGGGGACUCUGAAAGGGGGACAGGGAAAAGACAGGUCUCAGCUAUGUGGGGAGGGUCGGUGUGACUUCAGACUCUCUCCCCUCUCUCCCUUCCCUCCUCCCAACUGGCCUUGAUUCCUCCAGCAAUGCCUGAACAGAGUCCUUUAGGGGAAAUUCAACCCUGAGAGAGGAAAAAGGCAGAUUGGGGGACUUGACCCAACGUGGAGUUGAAGAGGAGCUCUGGGGUGAAGAGGACUAGUAAGUAAGGGUUUUGGGUUUCAGACAUACUGGAUCUAGAGUCUAAGGAAGAGGGGUGCCCUAGAGCAUUCUGGAAUAGGGCUUGGAACAAGGCUGAGGGCGUGGUUCUAGAAUGGGUGGGGCUUUGAGUGAGGCCGGGAUCGGGCCCCAGAAGUGGGUAGGGUUUGGAAGAGGACAGGGUUUUAUGGAAGGGGUGUGUCUUGGGACCUGGGGGCUGGGUUUUAGAGGGGUGGGGCCUGAACCAGGCAGUGGGUGAGCCUCCAGAGUGGGCGGGUCUUGGAUUGGGACCAGAGUGUGUGGAAGGGGUGUAGCUAGGAAUAUUCAGGACACUGAGUUUGAUUCUGAAGGGGGCAGAUCUUGUGCCAGGCAAGAAGUGGGAUUCAGGAAUGGGCCAAACUUGACGUGAGUUCGUGGUCUGGAUUCUAGACAGGGUCGGUCUUAGAGUGGGUGUUCAUGGUGGUUUCAGAAGGGGCAGCCCACCCCAAUGGAGCAGUGAAAAAAAAGUUUUAAAGUGGGCGGGUUUGGCAGCGGAGGGGGGUCGGGAAUAUCCCUGGCCAGAGCUGAGGACAGGUGGCCUAGGAGGAGCUGAGAAGUAAGGCUUGGAGGGUAAGGGGUGGGAUCCAGAGAGAAGCACCCCCCACACCCUUGCCACCCCCGUGUGACAGGACAGCUAAGUAGUCAGAGGACAGAGCCAAAGGGUCUGUGGGGCCGGCCCACCCCUCUCCCCCCUUUCCUUGCCUCCUCCCUCCCUCCACACCCCAACCCGUGCCGGGGCGGUUGGAGGCCCGGUCUGGAGUCCCUAUCCUGCACCCUCCGCUGUGUCUGUGACGUCGGUAGUGCCUGUGAUUGUGUGUUGCCAUUUUGUCUGGCUGUGGUCCCUCCCCCUCUCCUCCAGACGCCCCCCCUUUUCCUAGCCCUUUGGUAUUGUUUGAAGACCUCCCCGAGGAAGAACAAAUAGGAUUAAUUCUUCUCCCCUAAAUAAACUCCUCAACCACCUAGUCCA
Ailuropoda melanoleuca (giant panda) is the source of this 2527-nucleotide messenger RNA. It is a transcript of the gene SYP, whose product is annotated as synaptophysin. Lineage: Eukaryota; Metazoa; Chordata; Mammalia; Carnivora; Ursidae. Gene Ontology annotation, biological process: regulation of neuronal synaptic plasticity. Gene Ontology annotation, cellular component: synaptic vesicle; presynaptic active zone; synaptic vesicle membrane. The record is from RefSeq and is a predicted model, not a curated record. The coding region runs from base 50 to 991 and encodes 313 amino acids. The transcript has 7 exons.